This is a messenger RNA of Drosophila kikkawai, 1732 nucleotides long. RefSeq names its product organic cation transporter protein. Lineage: Eukaryota; Metazoa; Arthropoda; Insecta; Diptera; Drosophilidae. Gene Ontology annotation, molecular function: transmembrane transporter activity. The record is from RefSeq and is a predicted model, not a curated record. Gene Ontology annotation, biological process: transmembrane transport. Gene Ontology annotation, cellular component: membrane.
CGCAGGGAUCGGUUCUAGUCAAAGAUGGAUUUUAGCCAGGUUCUGGAUAGGUGCGGCAACUACGGAAGGUUCCAAAUAUUGCUCCUCCUGCUGUAUGGCUACACGAAUAUUCUGGGAUCGCUGCACUACUUCUCCCAGACCCUCAUCACCUUUACCCCCGAGCAUUGGUGCUCCCAUGUUGAUCUUGAAGGGCUCAGCAUGAAGGAGCUGCAAACUGUUUAUUCAAACAUAUCCACUCCCUCCUGCACUCUUCUGCUGGGCGUAGUCAACGGCACGGGCGUGGUCGCUGAGGAAGGUGUGUGCAAGGACUGGAUCUUCAAGCGGGAGAAUGGCUACGAAAGUAUCACCACUGAGCUCAAGUGGGUCUGCGGCAAAUCUCACCACUCUGCGGUGGGUCAGUCCUUCUUCUUUAUGGGAUCUGUAGUGGGUACCACAACCUUUGGCUACCUCUCGGAUCGCAUCGGUCGCCUGCCAUCCCUGCUGAUGGCCACCUUGUGUGGGGCCACGGGCGACUUUGCCACCUCCUUUGUGUACACUCUUCCCGGGUUCGCCAUCUCCAGAUUUGUGUCUGGCUUGUCCACGGAUACCAUGUAUUACCUCAUGUACAUCCUGGUAUUCGAGUACUUGAGCCCCAAGAGCCGAACCUUCGGUCUGAACAUCAUCCUGGCAGUGUUCUACUGCUUCGGACUGGUUACCUCGCCCUGGGCCGCCAUCUGGAUUGGUAACUGGAGGCGCUACCUCUGGCUGGCCUCGCUCCCCGCCCUGGGAGUGCUCAUCUACCCGCUGCUGAUCUGUGAAAGCGCUCAGUGGCUGCUGACCAAGAAGAAGUAUGACGAGGCGGUGGAAUGCCUGAAGCGAGUGGCCAAGUUCAAUGGUCGCCAGGUGGAGGACUCCAUGUUUGUCGAGUUUGUCAAGCACUAUCGCCAAAGGACAAAAGAGGAGUCGGCGAUCAGCAGUCAGGAGGACAAUUUCUUUGCUAUGUUCAUGACACCUCGCCUGCGCAGAUUUACGCUGACUUUGCUGCUGAAAUCUGUUAUUAUAACCCUUUCGUGCGAUGUGGUCAACCGCAACAUGGAGGGCUUGGGCAGUUCGCCCUUUAAGCUCUUCUCCUUUACCUCGAUCGUCUACCUCCCCGCCGGAGUGGCCAUCCUUCUGCUGCAGAACAAAAUCGGGCGCAAGGGCAUGGCCUGUGGAGCUCUUUUUGUGGGCGCCAUUAUCACUGCGGUGACUGGGUUCCUGAUAGCCCACCUGAAUCCCACGGACAACGCCCUGCUGCUGGCAAUAAUGGUGGGCUUGGGUCGUUUCGGAGCCACCGUCUCCUACGAUGCGGAGAUCCAGUACGCGGCGGAGAUCAUCCCGACGAGCGUACGGGGACAGGCGGUGUCCAACAUCCAUGUGGUGGGCCUGGCCUCCAGCUCGCUGGCCUUCUACGUGAUCUACCUGGCCCAGUACUACAAGCCCCUGCCGUCGAUCUUUAUCAGCUGUUUGAUGUUCUUUGGCGCCGGUUUGUGUCUCACCUUGCCGGAGACUCUUAACAAGAAGCUGCCCGAAACCCUGACGGACGGAGAGAAGUUCGCUAAGAACGAGAGCUUCCUGUACUUUCCCUGCUUUCACAAAAAACAAGAAAACACUGAGUUCGAAACUGUCUAAGAAAAGGGGAAUUUAUUGCUCAUUGCCUGUCAUCUAAUAAAACUCCACUCGAAGACUGAUUACACCCAGUAUUACCGAAAGU